AUGAGAGUCAGCCUGAGGUUCAUCCUAUCAUGUCUUAUAAGGAGGGUCAAAAAGACGGACCUCCCAACCUUUAUUGUCAACAAGCUGAUCAAAGCUGCCAUGAGUCACCUGGACAAGUACGUCCGGGCCAUGGAAUCAGCCCCACCUGGAGCUGACCUAGAGAAGGCCACAUUAGAGCUGUACGGCUCAGAGCUCCACUGUGUCAUGAAGAGCAGACGCACGGAACUGCAGUACCUCCGACACCUGUCAGGGGAAAUUUUCCCCUACAUUCUACCUGCAAGGUCACUCAAGUGCAAGAGCCUGUGUGCCUUGCUGAGAGAGCUGUUGUCAGCCUCAGUCUUGAUGCCUGCCAUUGACAAAAUAGCUGAUCCUAUGGCAGUGGCUACAGAACCUCCUUCUCAUGAUGUAGACCUGCUCGCUCACUUCAGCCAGCCCAGACAGGCUCCCACUGAAUCUGCACUAAGACUGGACCUGCCAGACAUCAUGAACAACCAGACCACGCUGUUCCGCUUCAUGCAGUUCCUGAAGGAUGAGGCAUCUGUCCAUGUGCUGCAGUUCUGUCUCCGACUGCAGGCCGAAAAUAGAAAGGACGGGGGCAUCCCGUGGAGAUUAUUGCCAGAUCCUCAGCGCCGGCGAUAA
Molecule: messenger RNA, 639 nt
Organism: Branchiostoma belcheri (Belcher's lancelet)
Lineage: Eukaryota; Metazoa; Chordata; Leptocardii; Amphioxiformes; Branchiostomatidae
Product: sorting nexin-14-like
Exons: 7
Coding region: 1-639 (212 amino acids)
Biological process (GO): autophagosome maturation
Cellular component (GO): late endosome
Molecular function (GO): phosphatidylinositol binding
Source: RefSeq, a predicted model, not a curated record